This is a messenger RNA of Podospora pseudocomata, 2119 nucleotides long. RefSeq names its product sporulation-induced protein. Gene Ontology annotation, molecular function: protein serine/threonine phosphatase activity. The coding region runs from base 302 to 1480 and encodes 392 amino acids. Gene Ontology annotation, cellular component: cytoplasm. Lineage: Eukaryota; Fungi; Ascomycota; Sordariomycetes; Sordariales; Podosporaceae. The record is from RefSeq and is a predicted model, not a curated record. The transcript has 3 exons. Gene Ontology annotation, biological process: G1/S transition of mitotic cell cycle.
GGCUGCUGGCUGAGUGCUUGGCUCUGACGCCGUCGCUGAGCGCGUAAAUCUCGGCUGAGAGCCUGCUUUCGCUCCCCGCCUUACACAAUCACCAACUACUACUUCUCGACCGAGAUUGGCUGCUAUAAGCUCUGCUGCUGCUAUUCUCGGCCUGCCCUUGAUUUGAUACCCCCGAGAUCACUAUCGCUCCGUGUGUAACAAGCAUCAUUCGACGAAAACAAACGACCGUCCAGAACACACUUGCGCAAUACCUCGUCCCCUCCCCUGCCUCCCUCCCCACCAACCCCCUAAUUCCAGAACCAUGACCGCAGCGCCAAAGCCGGGCCCGGCGAAUCUCCGACCCGGAGCCGGUCUCGACGAGUGGCUCGAAGAAGCAAAACAAUGCCACUACCUACCAGAGUCUGUCAUGAAGCAGCUCUGCGAAAUGGUCAAAGAGGUCCUGAUGGAGGAGUCCAACAUCCAACCAGUAGUCACCCCUGUCACCAUCUGCGGCGACAUUCACGGCCAGUUCUACGAUCUCCUAGAGCUCUUCCGAGUGGCUGGUGGCAUGCCGGGCGACAACAACGUCCAGGCGCCCCAGACAGUCACAGCAGUCAUCACAUCCGACGACAUUGAGCCCCCGAGCGAAAUCACCGAUCCCAAGCUGCAAAAGAAGGUCAUAAAUUCUGGCCCAGCCCCAAUAAGUACAGAUCCAAACGAAACGAUCGUCGAGGGGGACACAACCACCGAGGCCAUCCUCCCUCCAAACGAGGGGCUCACCCAGUCAGCAGACACCAAAUUUGUCUUUUUGGGCGAUUUCGUCGACAGAGGGUAUUUCAGUCUGGAAACAUUUACUCUCUUAAUGUGUCUAAAAGCCAAAUACCCCGACAGAAUAGUCCUCGUCCGCGGCAACCACGAAUCCCGUCAAAUCACCCAAGUCUACGGCUUCUACGAAGAAUGCCAGCAAAAAUACGGCAACGCCUCCGUUUGGAAGGCCUGCUGCCAAGUCUUUGACUUUCUAGUCCUCGCAGCAAUCGUGGACGGGACCGUCCUGUGCGUCCACGGCGGCCUGUCGCCCGAAAUUAGAACCAUCGACCAGAUCCGUGUUGUGGCUAGAGCGCAGGAGAUCCCGCAUGAAGGCGCGUUUUGCGAUUUGGUGUGGAGUGACCCAGAGGAUAUCGACACGUGGGCGGUGAGCCCGAGAGGAGCGGGUUGGCUGUUUGGCGAUAAGGUCGCUACCGAGUUUAACCACGUGAAUGGGCUGAAGACGAUUGCGAGAGCGCAUCAGUUGGUGAAUGAGGGUUACAAGUAUCACUUUAGCGAACGGUCGGUGGUGACGGUCUGGUCAGCACCGAAUUACUGCUAUCGCUGUGGUAAUGUGGCGUCGAUCAUGACAGUGGACGAGCAGCUCAAUACCAAGUUUAGCAUCUUCUCGGCUGUGCCGGAUGAUCAGCGCCAUGUGCCAGCUGGGAGGAGAGGGCCGGGUGAUUACUUCCUGUAGAGGGAGGCGGGGGGAGGAGGAGGGCUAUCGAUCCUGGGGUAGCAACCAACCACGGGAUGACGUGUUGUAGCGUCUUGUCGGCUAAGAGACCUGUUUUGAUGCGGUGUACGAGGGAAACCGGCGUUUUACAUGUUGUUAUAUUUGUCGGGGCACAUGGCAAUUGAUUUUUUUGGACGGGAUGAUGAAUAACUGGGAUGAACAUUUGAUAAACUACUAGCAUUGAGUUGGGUUGGUUGAUUGGUCAUUUUUGGGAGGGUGGGAGAAAGAGAUGCUUGUAUAUUGUAUACUGUCACUUUUUUCAUCAAGCGGACCUUUUUGAGGGGUGUUCGAACUAUUGCGUGGCUUUGGGCUUUCUGAUAUACCCGACUUUUGUUGUAUUACCUACUUUUUGGGGGGGUAAAAAUAGAAGACAGAGGGGGGGAUGGAGAUGUCUUGGAGCCCAAGCGUUUCUGAAGAACUGAAGUGUUGAAAGGUACAAAGAAAGCUGAGUAUUUUGAUAUCUAUAAGUUUGAUGCUCUCUAUACAUGAUGGGAAAUUCUCAGUGCCCGUUCUGCGCCGUGGAAAGCCAAAAAAUAAAAUAAAAACUAAAAUGUCAAAAGAUGGUCAAGAGAAAGCAAUAACGCCCCGUAUUAUGCCUGU